This is a messenger RNA of Hypanus sabinus (Atlantic stingray), 836 nucleotides long. RefSeq names its product CDGSH iron sulfur domain 2 (gene cisd2). Gene Ontology annotation, cellular component: intracellular membrane-bounded organelle; mitochondrial outer membrane. The transcript is spliced from 3 exons. The record is from RefSeq and is a predicted model, not a curated record. Lineage: Eukaryota; Metazoa; Chordata; Chondrichthyes; Myliobatiformes; Dasyatidae. Gene Ontology annotation, molecular function: 2 iron, 2 sulfur cluster binding. Bases 38 to 445 code for a protein of 135 amino acids. Gene Ontology annotation, biological process: regulation of autophagy; autophagy of mitochondrion.
CUGAGGGGCGCGGUCUCCGUCUUCCGCUGACACCACCAUGGUGCUCGAUGUUCUGGCGCGCAUCAUCAAGGUGCAGCUACCUGCCUACCUGAAGCGGAUCCCGCUGCCGGUCACGCUGGGUGGCUUCGCUCAACUCACAGUUGCAGAAUGGCUGCGGUUGCUGCCGUUUCUUGGAGUUCUAGCACUGCUUGGAUACCUUGCUAUUCGCCCUUUCAUUCCUCGAAAGAAGCAGCAGAAGGACAGCUUGAUCAAUCUAAAGAUCCAGAAGGAGAACCCCAAAGUGGUGAAUGAAAUCAACAUUGAGGACCUGCAAUUUACGAAAGCAGCGUACUGCAGAUGUUGGCGAUCAAAGACGUUCCCUGUUUGUGAUGGUUCUCACAACAAGCACAAUGAAUUGACGGGCGAUAAUGUGGGUCCAUUGAUAAUUAAGAAGAAAGAAGUAUAACAUUUUUAUUUUCUUUAUGGGUGCUGUAAUGUGUUCAUUAUAUGUAAAAAAACAAUUUUUAAACCGCGGUCCUGAAUAUUAACAGUCCAAUAAAUAUCUUUGCAGAACUAUUUGCACAAGAUGUAAAGCUUUGUCACUAAUCUAUCUGUUGUAUUUUGUCGGUGUACAGUGAUAGUGCAUUCUUUUGUUUUUCAUUAAAAUAAUCAAUGAUUAAAGUUAAGAAGUAUUAUUUAAGACCUUUUGAACUUGUGCUACAUUUAUGUUGACUAAUUGAAAUGCAAGGAAUUGCAGGUGACUCCCAUGUAAUGGCAGUUGUGGGAAAGGAAAUUUUCCCUUUUGGAAUUCACAAAUUAAUCCCAAUAGAUCUGGGAUACAAUAAAAAUGAACUCUU